Messenger RNA from Anopheles coustani, 348 nucleotides. RefSeq lists its product as uncharacterized. The record is from RefSeq and is a predicted model, not a curated record. Lineage: Eukaryota; Metazoa; Arthropoda; Insecta; Diptera; Culicidae. The transcript has a single exon. Bases 1 to 348 code for a protein of 115 amino acids.
AUGUACACACUGCGCCGGUUAGUGAUGAUGGCGUUCGCCCUGCUGGUGACCAUCCUGCAGUGCUUCCCGUGCGGCGCCUCGCCGGUGAUGCUCGACAAGCUGUUCGGCUUUGCCGCCUACCAGCCGACCUACUCCGGCGGUGGCUACGGUAGCAACCAGUACGGCUAUUACGGCGGUGGAAGCAGCAGUGGCGGCGGCUACGGAGGCCACCAACGCGCGCCAACCUCCUCGCACAAGCGGCAGGCCAAGGGGCGCGACUACAAGGACAUCUGCAGGGUGGUGAAUCCAGCACCGUAUGCGCUACCGGGCCGCGCGCCCUAUCCAGCAGCACCGUUCUGCCCGUACUAA